Messenger RNA from Vigna angularis (adzuki bean), 1414 nucleotides. RefSeq lists its product as uncharacterized. Gene Ontology annotation, molecular function: hydrolase activity. The record is from RefSeq and is a predicted model, not a curated record. Lineage: Eukaryota; Viridiplantae; Streptophyta; Magnoliopsida; Fabales; Fabaceae. The transcript is spliced from 3 exons. Bases 192 to 1253 code for a protein of 353 amino acids.
CCCAUCAAGCUUUAUCUAUUUUUCUGCAUAAUUACAAAGAUUUGAGUUUCUAAAAAGCAGAUUGCGGAAGUGAUUAUUUAUGACUUUCGAAAGGAGAAAUGAUGUUUUGAUUUGAUAAGCAUUUAAGAAGCUAUCUUGGUUCAUGGGUACACAGAUACAGAGUCCAUUGAUUACUGCAUAGAGAGAUAAAAAUGGAGGGUGUGGAGCAUCGAACAGUGAAUGUGAAUGGCAUAAACAUGCACGUUGCCGAGAUGGGUGAAGGCCCAUUGAUCCUCUUCAUCCACGGAUUCCCUGAUCUAUGGUUCUCAUGGCGCCACCAGAUGAAAGCUCUUGCUUCCCUCGGUUACCACUGCGUGGCGCCGGACCUCCGAGGGUACGGAGACACGGAUGUGCCGGCCUCUCCCACCGCCUACACGAGUCUCCACGUGGUGGGCGAUCUGGUUGGUCUUCUGGAUGAGGUAGCCGGCGACAAUGAGAAAGUGUUUGUGAUAGGUCAUGACUGGGGUGCCAUGACUGCUUGGUAUCUUUCUCUCUUUCGCCCUGAACGAAUCAGGGCUCUUGUGAACAUGAGCGUCGCUUUCACUCCCCGAAACCCCAAGAGAAAGCCCCUUGACACCUUAAGAGCAGUGUAUGGAAAUGACUACUAUAUUUGCAGGUUUCAGGUCUCAAAACAUGGUUUAAGAAGAAGUGAAAAAAAGAUGAUUUUUUGUUGGGGCAAACCAUGGUUUGCAAAGUGGUUUUGUUGCUCAAGUGGAUUAUUGCAGGAGACUGGGAAUAUAGAAGCUGAGUUUGAGAAGAUUGGCACUGAAAGAGUCCUGAAGGAGUUUCUGACAUACCGCAACCCUGGUCCACUUUAUCUACCUGAGGGUAAAGCCUUUGAUCGUCCAAUUGAUUCUCCCUUGAAGUUGCCCUCAUGGCUAUCUCAAGAAGAAUGUGAUUACUAUGUUACUAAAUAUGAAAAGACUGGUUUCACAGGGGGGUUUAACUACUACAGAAAUUUGGAUCUAAAUUGGGAGCUCACAGCACCGUGGACUGGUGCUAAAGUCAAAGUUCCUGUUAAGUUUAUUGUGGGUGAUCUCGACCUGACCUACAAUUCACCUGGAGCCAAGGAUUACAUUCACAAAGGUGGGUUGAAGAGAGAUGUGCCCCUUCUGGAGGAUGUAGUUGUAAUUCAAGGGGCGGGUCACUUCGUUCAUCAAGAAAGGCCUGAUGAGAUCACCAAACAUAUCUACGAUUUCGUUAAGAAAUUCUAAUUUGAUGUUGUCAUGUUAGACAUGUAUUCCUUUGUUCUUGCUUUGAUUGCAUCUUUUUCCUUCACUGCGUGCUUGAUCUGUAUUUGCAAAGAUAACUCUUGCUGGGUGUAUUCUCAUGUAUGCUUGUGUUUAAAGAGAUAAAAAAAAAGUUAAAAAUAGCA